Ectocarpus sp. CCAP 1310/34 is the source of this 1818-nucleotide messenger RNA. The record is from the annotation of a GenBank genome assembly. NCBI's taxonomy places the organism in Eukaryota, Phaeophyceae, Ectocarpales, Ectocarpaceae.
AUGUUGGCCAAGAUGGGGCGAAUCGCGCUCAUCGCCGAGGAAAUGGGGCGCCCGGAAGACGCCAGAAUGGUGGCGGCUCGCCUGGCCGAAGCAUCUCAGGUUUGGCUGAACGGUACGGCGGGGUCCCCAUUGCUCUACGACUUCCGGUGGGGCGGCGUGGUCACUUGCGGCUGCGCGUAUGAAAAGGACCACGGUUGCAUGAAUGGUAUCGGCCCAUAUCAGUGCCCAGGCCUUAGCGACCCCGGGAUGAACUUCGGCCUUGGCUUUUACAACGAUCAUCACUUCCAUUUCGGUUACCACAUCUUUGCGGCGGCGAUCGUCUCCAAGUUUUUCCCGGAUUGGGGAAUCAAGCACCACGAGGCCGUGACGCUGCUCAUCAGAGACAUAGCAAACCCGUCCAGCUCGGACCCUUUCUUCCCGGUGUUCCGACACAAGGAGGCACUGUCGUUCAUUGCCCUGCUUUCUGAGUUUGUUGCUAGAGUCGCCAGGUACAACUCGCUAAACCAACCUCUGGUUUUGAGACAGCAUUGGUCAUGUACAACCCCGCAACGUAUUUUAAGAGAACCUUGCCAUGAAUACCAAGCACUUCCGCGGCGGUGCCAGGAUUGGUUCUUGGGGUCAUCGUGGGCCCUUGGCAUCCCCACCCUGGGGGGGGUCCCGUACAUGAACGGUCGCAACCAGGAAAGCAGCAGCGAGGCCGUCAAUGCGUACUACGCCGUCGCCCUCUAUGGCCACGUCAUGGCACAGGUGUUCUCCUCAGCGGGCGAUCCGGCAAAGGCGCAGGCGGCCUCCCUCAUUCGGGACACUGGGAGGCAGCUUCUCGCCACGGAAGUACAGUCCGCCCAGAUUUACUGGCAAGUCGCCAACGCAGGCACCCCCAACUUGCCUAGAGUGUAUCCGGAGGCCUACCGGCCGCACGUCGUCGGGAUGCUUUGGAGCACGCUGGCGCAGAUGCAGACCUGGUUUGGUGCGGAGGCCUGGAAAGUUUACGGGAUCCAGGCAAGCUGCCUAUCCGUCUCUUUGUAUCUGCAUAUGCUACCAAUCACCGGAGUUAGCGAGCAGCUGCUGGACCCGCGAUGGGUGCAGCAGAUGCUGCCGUCGUUCGAGGAUUCUUGUCUGCACGACAGCAACCCCAUAAAGGCCUGUGUCGUGGAGGGGUGGUCGAUGCUCGUGCACGCAGGACAAGCGAUCACCGGCAGGUGGGAAGAUGGUAGAGAUGGGAUAAUGGCCCUCCCAGACGACGUGUUCGAGACGGCGGGCGGAAAUGGUCACAGUCGAACGAGCAUGCUGUGGUUUGUGGCCAAUCGCCCUCCCCCUCCGCCACCCUCGGGUGAUGACGACAGUGAUUAACGUUUGCGAUGUCAGGGAUUCCUCACCUUCCCCGACAACAAGCGUUUCUCCUCAUCGGAGUAGAAGCCUGACUGGGUUUACUGUUGUCAAUUUUGUUUUGCGCCCGGAUUUUUGACUGCGUAGAGUCGAUGAAACGUGGCAUGCGGUCAGCUUGUGGAUUUUUUGUUUUGGACGUAUGAUUGUACGUGAAUUGAAGGUUGCAGCGAGGCGUGUUGCAACGGUUUGUGUGUAGAGCAGAUGCUUGAUGAAGGUUUCGGCUACAAAUCUACAGCUACACACCGCGAUUGCGGGCGUUUAUGGCGCUUGGUUGUUGGACUUGGUGUUGAAUUUCAGUGAUUGACAGGAACGGGGAUAACAGAUGACCGAGUUUGGUGCAAUAGUGCAUGACUCGGGUUCGAGAGGGCUCACAGACAGGCAGAUAGGCUGCCAGGCAAGAUAUUGAGAUAUGACAUAGAGAUAUACGAAAGA